AUGGCCGAACACGCGACAUCGGCAACAGCAGCGGAAAUGAAGAUAUCUGUUUGUGCGUACCAGACCACGUUAACGAUUCCUGAUCGGCCCAGCUUGCCGGACUUCUUGUUCCAUUUUACUCGUCUCACUCAGUCAAUGAUGAUCUGGAUCGGCACCGUUUCAAAUUCAAGUGAUCAUUCGGCCGGCCAUUGUGCAGUUGAUACCUGCUUGGCCAAAGAUUGGUCUUGUGCUGUUCCUCCUUCAACAUCUUUCCCGGCAAUCUCAACUCGCUUGAAUUCGUCUAAUCCGACAGACGGAUUCAGUCAAGCAUUGGCCCAAAAAAUAGCUCAAAAGUUCAGAAUACAAGCGUUUGUCUCAAUCGAUCUUCCCGCUUCACUCCUCGGAUCGGAUUCGCAGAUCAAAUUCGCCCUCGAAAAACAGCUUUUUGGUCAUAUUCAAUCCUUAUUAUCAACAAAGACUUCACAGGAGCCUAAAGAGAAAACUUGUUGA
Puccinia graminis f. sp. tritici CRL 75-36-700-3 is the source of this 489-nucleotide messenger RNA. RefSeq lists its product as uncharacterized. Lineage: Eukaryota; Fungi; Basidiomycota; Pucciniomycetes; Pucciniales; Pucciniaceae. Gene Ontology annotation, biological process: proteasome assembly. The transcript has 3 exons. The coding region runs from base 1 to 489 and encodes 162 amino acids. The record is from RefSeq and is a predicted model, not a curated record.